This is a messenger RNA of Dicrocoelium dendriticum, 4251 nucleotides long. Lineage: Eukaryota; Metazoa; Platyhelminthes; Trematoda; Plagiorchiida; Dicrocoeliidae. The record is from the annotation of a GenBank genome assembly.
AUGGUCGCGCCUAAUUUCUGCGUCCCGUCAACAAAUGUUCGUUUGGGCAGGCAAAUGAGCACUGUGUUGGAAACUUCCACUUCGCAAGCUUGCGGCAUAGCCACUUUGAACAAUCCUUCCUUUACUCCCAUUCCCUCCAUGUGUCCCAUUCGCGGUUCCCCUUUGUCAUCGUCUGAAUCUCAAUAUGGCUGUGCAAAUCACUUUAUGAGUACAACCAAUUUCUUUGCUGAAGACUGUUGUUUCGCAAGUGAGCUAUCAGAACCUGGUGACAAAUGUAAAAAAAGAAACGACUUUUCCAUCGUCGUUCCUCGAUUAGAUUCUGUCGACACAGAGUCUUGCACGAGAAGAUCCUCUUCCUCACCGAUUCCCCAUUUUGCAAUUGCCUCUGAUGGCUUGAUAACUCCUUCUUUAGAUCAUGCAAUUUGUCCUCUGGUCACUACCUUACGAAGCAUUAUUCCUUCGAAAGAUUCUAGCAAAGUCCUUGCAUCCUCUACAACUUCUCCCUCAUUGUGGGCGAUAACCCCUCAAUCACAUUAUGCCUCACUUAGCUCUUCUAUCCACUCAUCACAGUCCCCGUCAAAUAGUCCUGCAUUUGUUUCAUCACAUUGUUCCAAACCUAUUCCCUCAUUUUUACUCAACGGCCACUACGUACAAUCCGAGGCUUGUGGAAACUCAGACGAUUCCCCAAGAACAUUUUGUACUCAGCAAGAAUCCUGCGCUUCCUGUAAAUCCCAUCCCACUCAUCCACUUAAAUCUACCACUGUUUCCCAUCCGUCCGUUUCCUCCUACUUUUUCACUUCGUCACUUACAUCAUCGCAUCAGAAUACGAUAAAUCCUCCGUUAAGUUGCAGCGUCCCAGGAAGCUUUGCUUGUGAUGAUCAGCCGUAUAUUAGAGAUAAAGCUCCUUCGCCGUCGAAUCAACACAAGUUUCAUCCCAUACAUUCAGAAGAUGAAUCCAUGAACUUCGCAUCUAACAAUUCUGAGGGACCUCUCUCCGCCUGUCAGCGCCACUUACGUAAUUAUUUCGGUGUUCCUGAUAAUUUGCUAUGUUCCGACGCAACUCCUGCUAAUUAUUGGCCUAGCUGUUCACCCUCCCAGUUUCUUCGCUCCACUUCUGUUAUUGAGACAUUUCCGAUGAACACGUCGAUUCGCCUAACGCGCCCACCGAUCCUUACACAGGAGCUUUCUGGCAUAUGCACGACUAGUGCGAAUGUGUCCCGAACAAGCGCUGGUCUCCCCGAUUCCUGUUCUUCCACUUUUUCGGACAACCUAGGCUCUUCAGCUAAUUGUCUUCGCAAGCCAAAUGAUAUACGUCAGCGAGCUCACGUUCAGAAGGAUGUGGGGAAACUCGACUCUAUUGCUGACCACGUAAUACCAUUGAAGCGGCGUUCGGGGCGCGGAUGCUACCACCGUAUGCCAAAGCGACGCCGGAUGACCGGCGUAAGACUCGGUUUGACUUCGACUGCUCCGCUUUUGGCUUUUGUCACCCCUACCCGAAACUGUUUGUUUGCACCAAACCCAACCCAUUUUCUCCACGAUCCUGUUGUUUCCGUCCCUGCGUAUCUCUACCCGCCCACGCCUGCGCCCACUUUUUUGCGCAAGCAGCGGGGACUGGAACUUGGCGACCGGCGCGGGUUCAUCUUAUCACCUGACUCUCAUUUGUUUUCUACACCAAGAAAAUAUGACAUCUUCCCUUUCUUUCCCAACAGUCCAACAGCACUCCCUUCCGAUUCUGUUCUGUGUGAUCUUUUGGCAAAAAACUCAAACGAUGUACUCAGCUUUCACGAGGCGACUCGCAGUAACUUUCUUUUAAGCUGCCUAAGGCAGGCAAUGUGUCGUACCAGUAGGUCACGCGUUGACUGCUCCCCAGUGACAAACACUCAUCCACUCGACACCCAUCUUCUGUCCUUCCAUGAUUGCUGUGCUGGCCAUGUAACACCACCACUAUAUACAAAUACUGUGAACUUAUGUUCAGUAGAACGUACCCAUACAGUUCCCCAACUUCCAGAGCCGAAUACGGAACUUUCUCGUUGCGGUACACCGAUUGUUUGUGCUUAUUGUGCCAUGCAGAUAAUCGAAUCCAGUGCUGGCAUCACAUAUAGACCGCCUUGUGGCGGAGCGGCAAUCGUAUUUUGCAGUUUUUUCUGCUUAAUCACUUACCAAACAGCUGGCUGCAUUGCAGAACGUGAUUGUAUUCGUUCAUCAUUAUCCUGUCACGCUGUGGAACUCAGAUCGGUGUGCCCUUACAACUCUACAACCGCCGCACCAUCCUCGGUACUUUUGCUAAGAAGAAAGUAUGGAAAACCGGACAAAAUUACUGAGGAUCGCUUGUGCACUUUGGUGAAAAAUGGUCAUUGGAACCGGACAAUGGAAAACUUGAAUAAAGCCCAAAUCUCUAAGCCCUUUUCUCAACCCCUCUGGCGAUGGAAUCGUGUUCGAUGGUAUAAAUACUCCAAACAAGACUCCUUAAAGAAACCACAACCUUUCACUAAUCCUCGGUUUGUCGCUGAUAGUUCACCUAAUGAGUGGAUUCACUUACUCAUGGGUACUUCUACACACUCCAUGAUUCAUUCGGUUCUUUCCAAUAGGCUCCGGGAUGAUCGGGCCUGUUUAUUGUGUCACGGUUCUGGCGACGCCCCAAGUGAGAUUGCUGGACGGCUUUUACAGUAUGCAUUCAACAAGUGGCUACACUUGAAUUGCAUCCUUUGGUGCUACGAUGCUUAUGAAACCGUUGGUGGUAGCCUAAUCAAUGUCUCACGGGCUUUAACCAAGGCGCGCUCCACGCUGUGCUCUCAUUGUAAAUGCUCCGGAGCCGGCCUGCCUUGCUUCCAUUCGGAUUGCCAAUCCAUCUAUCAUUUACCAUGUGCUCAUGCUAUUGGUUGUACCUUCCACGUUGACCGUGCAAUGUAUUGUCCUAAACAUCAGAGCAAUGAAGGCAAAUUUCCACAGUUACACUCCUUGGCCGUUAACCGCCGGGUUUUCAUAUGUCGUGAUGAGAGUGCUCAAGUGGCUGACAUCAUUUCGAAGACAACUCAUCCGAGCGAUUUGAAAUCCAAGUCCCAGCACCAAUAUCCCCCAACCAAGUUACGUAUAGGCGGACUUACCUUACACAGCAUCGGGCAGCUUUUGCCGGAACAACUAGCCAGCGGCAUUUUCCAUUCAACUAAAUUCAUCUACCCGGUGGGCUAUUCUAGCACCCGUAUUUAUUGGUCUUACCGCCACGUUCGGCGGCGAUGUUUUUAUCACUGCAAGAUUGAGGAGAGCGAUAGCACUCAGGAAACGCUGGUGAAGACCACAUCGGCAUGUAUAAAGUUUGUUGUUGUUGCUGAGGAAUUUGAUGAACCGCCUGAAACUUUCGAGCACUCCACUUGUGACGGCGUUUGGAAAAGUAUACUUGCUCGAAUCAAUCGUUUGCGAACCUCCUGCUCAAGGUAUUUACGUAUCAUACAGGAGAAUUUGUCCGGCGAGUUUUUUUAUGGACUAACGGAGCCACACAUUGUGCGUGCGAUAGAGUCACUACCGGGGGUGGAUAGGCUGAGCAACUAUUCUUUCAAGUUCGGACGUUUGCAGCUAAUCAAAGAAAUGCCCCUAGCCAUAAAUCCUACGGGUUGCGCACGUUCAGAACCUAAACUGCGUACGCACGUGCGUAGGCUAUUGGCUUCUGACGCCGUACAUUCGCAAAAGAUUUUGUCAAAACGCAACCCUUGUUCUUAUCAUAUGUGCGUCCCCACUCGCUCUAGUCUUGGUAGUCCUAUCUACCUUACUUCAAAUUCUUCUGGCUUCAGUAAAUUGCAACAAUACAAACGACUUCGUGCAGAAUGGAGUUUAAACGUUGUACUUGCGCGCUCCCGCAUUCAAGGUCUCGGUUUGUUUGCUGCUCGGGAUCUAAGUAAGCAUACUUACAUAAUCGAGUAUCUCGGUGAACUCAUUCGAAACGAAGUCGGAAAUUGUAGAGAGCUACUUUACGACUCACAAAACCGCGGCGUUUAUAUGUUUCGGGUCGAUGACGACAAUAUCGUGGAUGCCACGAUGUGCGGCGGUCUGGCUCGGUACAUCAAUCAUUCUUGCGAACCCAAUUGCGCAGCGGAGAUACUGUACUGUGACGGUGGCGGCCACAUUAUCAUUGUUGCUAGUCGAGAUAUCGUAAAAGGGGAAGAGUUGACUUACGAUUACAAAUUUGACAUAGAAGAUCAUGGUGCCCGAAUUCCCUGUCUCUGUGGCUCCAUCAGCUGUCGUAAAUGGAUGAAUUAA